Messenger RNA from Coregonus sp. 'balchen', 15520 nucleotides. The record is from the annotation of a GenBank genome assembly. NCBI's taxonomy places the organism in Eukaryota, Metazoa, Chordata, Actinopteri, Salmoniformes, Salmonidae.
CGGAACCCGGAAAGAGAUUUGUUUUCAUCUUCUCCCACAAUUCUUAGCGAAAUAUUAAGAAAGCUAGUUGGUCUUUCAAAGUAUUGGGCAACAGUCUACUUUAAAUUAUAUGUCAAUGUGCAGUAAAUUGACAAACAUAACUAAAGGGUCUACUUUCAUUCACAUGUUGUAUCACAACAAUGUGAGCUAAGCAAAAUGAACCGAAGAAUGUUAAGGUAAGGUGAACAUAGUAAAUAGCUAGCUGCUAACGUCGUUAGCCAGCCAACCUCUGCAGGAAGCAAUGUGGAUGUUCGCCACAGUGGGCUUAUUUGUGAUAUGCAUUCGUAAGAUAAUUAUGCAUCUAAAGUCACUCACUGUGACUAAAGUCAGGCUUGCUGCUGAACACAUUGCUACUUUUAGACUCCUAUUUCACUUGGUGUGGUAAGAAACGUGCAUUCAGCUAUCUACUGUAGCCAUCUGUUAGCAGGCAGGGCUAACCUCCACCUGACGUUGAAUUGCAUUGGAUUCAACGUCGGGCAUAAAUGAGCGUUUGGAUCAGGAAAGUUUCCUCUGACGACCUCUACAAGCCAGAAUGUUGAAUACAAUUAUAUUUUAACCUUUCUCAUGUGGAAUGCCAAUUUAUCUUACCAUUUCUACCGAUCUGCUUGCCAGUUAUGGUUUUCAUAUGCACAUUUUCGUGAAACAGUUUAAUUUAUGUCUUCAUAUCUCAAAAUCAUUGUCAAAGUUUAUCCAAAUCUAAAGGAAAAUGAUACAAACCUAAAAAGUAACUUCCAUUGCCAACUAUGUAAAAAUAGCCUACAUAAAGCCAACAAAUAAAAACAUUGCAGCCUGCAGGUAGAAAAUAUCCUAAUAAAAAUAAAUGUCUUAUAAAUCACAUUGGCUAUGCAUGGCCUGUCUGCAAGGAACUUGCAACAUUGUAUAAAAUAUUCUGGGCCCUCAGAGUUUCCUGCGCCAGUGAGCUCAGAACAGACACAGCUGUAGGCCAUUUGAGUUUGCUCAAGGGAUAAGAAGCAGUGCUUGACUUGGGUAGGAGCACACCGGAGCUGAGUACCGGCACCUCAAAUGUUCUACUGCUUGAGCUCCUGUUCCUCUUAUAGAAUAUUAGCUCCUGUUCCUCUUAUAGAAUAUUAGCUCCUGUUCCUCUUAUAGAAUAUUAGCUCCUGUUCCUCUUAUAGAAUAUUAGCUCCUGUUCCUCUUAUAGAAUUAGAGCUCAAAAGUAUUGUGGAGCUCCUGCACUUACAUGUAAACAGAACCAGCACCCAAAAUGAGGACAGGAACCUAUUUCAGUCCAAGUCAAGCACGGAUAAGAAGUAAUCAGGUAGGCCUAUUUUAUGAAAUUUCUAGUGGAUCAGAGCAUGACAUUUUUCCCUUUCACGCUGAGUUGUUAUCGAAAGAGAGAGAGCUGGAAAUAUUUAAAAAAAAAAUACAUUGAGGAACUAUUGUAAUUCUCAAUGGAUGUAAAAACUGACUUUGUUUGCUUGCUGUUUGAGGUGAAGAAAACAUUACUUUGAAAAGCUGCACAGGUCAUUUAGUGGUGGUGCGUUAAGCCAAUCAGAAAUACUAUCAGAUCCCCAAAUGGGCACAUUUAUAUGCCUACAUUUGAGCGCAGGCCAGGUAGACUAUAGACCUACUUCUAUGAAUAAUCAGGCCAGGUAGCCUAUAGGCCUACUUCUAUGAAUAAUCAGGCCAGGUAGCCUAUAGGCCUACUUCUAUGCGUGCGCGUGCGCGUCCUUACUCAACAUUGACAGGAGCGCUCCAAACAAAAGACAAUGACUAAAUUGACAACACUCGUAAAUGGAAUUAAAUAAAUCAAAACUUGUUUCUCACAAGUGUAGCAUAGGUUGUGCACUCUGCAAACAAUGUGUCCACUCUGACAAUGAUAACGGGAAGACUGGAAUCACUACUGGUGAUAUACACUGCUCAAAAAAAUAAAGGGAACACUUAAACAACACAAUGUAACUCCAAGUCAAUCACACUUCUGUGAAAUCAAACUGUCCACUUAGGAAGCAACACUGAUUGACAAUACAUUUCACAUGCUGUUGUGCAAAUGGAAUAGACAACAGGUGGAAAUUAUAGGCAAUUAGCAAGACACCCCCAAUAAAGGACUGGUUUUGCAGGUGGUGACCACAGACCACUUCUCAGUUCCUAUGCUUCCUGGCUGAUGUUUUGGUCACUUUUUGAAUGCUGGCGGUGCUUUCACUCUAGUGGUAGCAUGAGAUGGAGUCUACAACCCACACAAGUGGCUCAGGUAGUGCAUCUCAUCCAGGAUGGCACAUCAAUGCGAGCUGUGGCAAGAAGGUUUGCUGUGUCUGUCAGUGUAGUGUCCAGAGCAUGGAGGCGCUACCAGGAGACAGGCCAGUACAUCAGGAGACGUGGAGGAGGCCGUAGGAGGGCAACAACCCAGCAGCAGGACUGCAUCGCAGUGCUUGAAGUGUCACUACAGACCCGGUUUCGAUCCCAGGCUGUGUCACAGCUGGCCGUGACCGGGAGACCCAUGAGGCGGCGCACAUUUGGCCCAGCGUCGUCCAGUUUAGGGGAGGGUUUGGCCGGCCGGAAUUUCAAAGUCCCAUCGCGCUCUAGCGACUCCUUGUGCCGGACCGGGCGCCUGCAAACUGACUAUGGUCGGUCGCCAGCUGGACGGUGUUUCCUCUGACACAUUGGUGCGGUUAGCUUCUGGGUUUAGCGAGCAGUGUGUCAAGAAGCAAUGCGGCUUGGCAGGGUCGUGUUUCGGAGGACGCAUUGCUCUCGACCUAUGCCUUUCCCGAGUCCGUAGGGGAGUUGCAGCGAUAGGACAAGACUGUAACUACCAAUUGGAUAUCACGAAAUUGGGGAGAAAAAGGUGUGAAAGUACCAACAACAAAAAAAGACCUAGCUAGCUAAACAAUGAACCAUAAUCCCAACUCAUAACAUUACUACCCUGCAUGAAUCUACAGGUAGCUAAAGCUAACCAACUAGGCAGCCACACAAGUAGGCAAGUAGGCUAAAUGGGCGUACAAUUAAAAAGCAAGGUAUUUUCUGCUAAAACUAUGCAUAGCCAACAUAUUUCUGUUUAUCAUAGAAAUAAUGUAGCCAGCUACAUUUCCUAAUGUUUUGCCUCAAAUUAAUCUUGAAUUUGAUGGAGAAAAGUAGACUGUCUACACUGAGAAAAGUACCUGAGGAAAAAAGCUACAGAUCAGUUAGAGGCAGUUCCUGAAUUCUCAGAGUGGAGAAGUGCUACUGAAGCACAGAAUUAGUCUGAAGCAGAAAUGACAAUAAGAACCAUAUUUAGAUCUGCAUUUACAAAACGCAGCAAGAUACUUAUUUUUUCCUGCGUGAAAAACAAAGCAUUCUGCAACCCCUAAAUGGAACUUUCUAGUGAGUGGCUGAAUUAAUAAGGUGACUGGGCAUCGUUGUGUUUGAGAAGUCGAAGCCCUUCGGAUGAUAUCUUGAUUUCCUUGUUGUUUCUCCUAUCUUCUCAGAGCAGGCAGACCUGUUGCCCUAGCGACUCCCUAGGCUCCUCCCCUAUCUUCUCAGAGCAGGCAGACCUGUUGCCCUAGCGACUCCCUAGGCUCCUCCCCUAUCUUCUCAGAGCAGGCAGACCUGUUGCCCUAGCGACUCCCUAGGCUCCUCCCCUAUCUUCUCAGAGCAGGCAGACCUGUUGCCCUAGCGACUCCAGACACCGGGUGUAGACAUGCUGUCCCAGGGCCAGCACCUUCAUGUGACUUGUAAAUGUCCAAACUUACCCAACAUGCCAUUCGGUAGCUCCUACCUACAUAUGUAGAACUGUAUGAGCUGGACAGCCUAUCUUUGCAAUUAUAUAUUUUUUCCCGUUUGCGGUCUUUAGCAUAUUUAGCUAGCAGCCUCCAUGGACAUUCGCUUGUACUUGUGCUAAUUUUGUUAGCAUUCUGGUAAAAGAUGCUCAGUGGGCUUUUUUGGUGAAUUUUUGGGGGCGUAAAUCCCGAGAUACGAAAAUCUGGAUACCGCCCUAGCCUAAAACACGUGCACAAGCUCGGCAGGUAUGCAUUGUGUGCUUGCUUCAGGUCGUAGAAAUCUCGAACGUACUACCAGCGAUUUGGAACGUUGAUGUAAUUAUACUGAACCUUUGACGUCCCUACUGUUAGCUAGCUAAGUUAGGGUAACAAGGAAAUAUUACAGGGUUUUCCCUAAAUCAUGUUUAUUUACAUGUUUUACUUGAUAGUUUUAAGACUCUAGAUCACAAGAAAUGGCAGUUACGGGUGUUUAAAAAAUGCACAAAUGAGUUCAAAAGGGGGCAGAGACCCCUUGCCUUACUCAUCAGCAUCACCUUGUAAGAAUUGUUAAACAGGAUUCGUAAUGUUUGAAACCAUCAUCUAGAGAUUGUAGAUGCAUUUGCCAUCAUUCUGCCAUGUAUUACACUAGCUAGCUAACUGUUAGCCUGCUACCACUGAGCUGAUGCACCACCUAGUGACUGACAACUGGGGCAUAAUAGAACCUCAUUUCUAUUGGACAGAUUUAUGUAAGUCCCUCCCUCUUUAGUUCCGUUUGCUUGCGUUUGGUUCCUAAUGAAUACACCCCUGACUGCGGUACUGACUUAUACCAGAUGUGACUCAGUUGUAUUGAUUCUCUGAGUCUCCUGUCCUGUCCUGUCAUGUCAUGUCCUGUCCUCUGUUGUGUUGUAUUUUGUAUUGCGCUGUGUUAAAUGUUUCCUGUGUUUUGUGGUUGCAGGCUAUGUGGACCAUGUCUCUGAUCCUGUUUGCCCUGGUGGUGCGGGUCAGGGAUGGUCUGCCCCUCUCAGCCUCCACUGACUUCCAACACAACCCAGAGCUGCAAGAGAAGAAGCAGCAGCUACGGACCAUCUCCAAGACCCUCAGCCUGUUCCCCGACAGAGGGGCGGUCAAGGGCCAUGACCUCAAUAUAUAGUAAGAUAGAUAGAUAUUAUGUAUAGUAUAUACUAUACCUGAGUUGUGUGUAUAUAGUAAGGACACUUCAGAAAGUAUUCACACCCCUUUAACUUUUUCCACAUUUUGUUGUUACAGCCUGAAUUAUCAAUUUUUUUAGCAAUUAAUUCAAAGCUGAAAUGUCUUGAAUGAAAAAGUAUUCAACCCCUUUGUUAUGGCAACCUUAAGUAAGUUUAGGAGGAGUGAUGUGCUUAACAAGUCCCAGAAUAAGUUGCAUGGACUCACUUUGUGUGCAAUAAUAGUGUUUAACAUGACUUUUGAAUGACUACCUCACCUUUGUACCCCACACAUACCGUUAUUUGUAAGGUCCCUCAGUCGUGCAGUGAAUUUCAAACACAGAUUCAACCACAAAGACCAGGGAGGUUUUCCAAUGCCUUGCAAAGAAGGGCACCUAUUGGUAGAUGUAAAAAAAUAAAAAGCAGACAUUGAAUAUCCCUUUGAGCAUGGUGAAGUUAUUAAUUACACUUUGGAUGGUGUAUCAAUACCCCCAGUCACUACAGAGAUACAAGCUUCCUUCCUAACUCAGUUGCUGGUGAGAAAGGAAACCGCUCAGGGAUUUCACCAUGAGGCCAAUGGUGACUUUAAAACAGUUAAGAGUUUAAUGGCUGUGAUAGGAGAAAACUGAGGAUGGAUCAACAACAUUGUAGUUACUCCACAAUACUAACCUAAAUGACAGAGUGAAAAGAAGGAAGCCUGUACAGAAUAACAGGGAUCAUUUGAGUUGACGUUAGACAGAAUUGGUUGAACAGAUCAGAAACCAGUAUCAACAUUUUGAAAGGAGCCAGAAACUGUCCUGCUGCGUGCCAGUUUGCGCUGUUCUGUGAAGGGUUGUACGUCUUGCUGUGGGCUGUUUGUUUACUUAAACCCCCCUCCUCCUUUCCACCUCCCUCUCCUCUAGUUUCCUCUCCAGUGAGGGCGUAUCCUACAUGAGCGUGUGUGACGCCAGCCUCCCUGCAGCCAUGGCCUUCUGUUUCCUAGAGGACCUGCGCUGGGACUUCACAGCACAUAUGGACAGCGCCAAGGUUGCCCUGGCAGCCAGGCCUUACCCCUUCCUGGAGUUCGGUGUGUAGGAGAGGGGUGGAAGUGAAGGGGAGGGUUAUGAGGGAGAGAGGAGGGGAGGGGUAUGAGGGAGAGAGGAGGGGACGGAGAGAGGAGUGGGGCUGGGGGGAGGGGAGGGAGUAGGGGUGGAGGGAGUAGAGGAAGGAGGGAGAGAGGGGUGGGUGAAGAGAGGAGGGGUGGAGGAGGAAGGAGAGGCGUGAGAGGGGAUGGGUGGAGGUAAAGGAGGUGGAGGGUUGAGUAGCAGAAGGAGAAGGGUGGAGGUGAUGGCGUAGAGCAGGGGUAGGCAACCCUGUUCCUGGAGUGCCGCAGGUACUGCAGGAUAUUGUUCCAACUAGGCACCACACCUGACCAACUGAGCUGAUUGAUCAGUUCAGUGAUUGCCUAAAUUCAACACACCUGGUCUUCCAGGUCGGAUAAAUCAAAAACCAGUGUUGCCUACCCCUGGCCUAGAGCCAGCAUUUUAUGAUGUAUUGAACAGAUGAGGUCAUCUGUAGUUCAUCAAAAUGUAUUGAACAGAUGAGGUCAUCUGUAGGUCAUCAAAAUGUAUUGAACAGAUGAGGUCAUCUGUAGGUCAUCAAAAUGUAUUGAACAGAUGAGGUCAUCUGUAGUUCAUCAAAAUGUAUUGAACAGAUGAGGUCAUCUGUAGGUCAUCAAAAUGUAUUGAACAGAUGAGGUCAUCUGUAGGUCAUCAAAAUGUAUUGAACAGAUGAGGUCAUCAAAAUGUAUUGAACAGAUGAGGUCAUCUGUAUGUCAUCAAAAUGUAUUGAACAGAUGAGGUCAUCUGUAGGUCAUCAAAAUGUAUUGAACAGAUGAGGUCAUCUGUAGGUCAUCAAAAUGUAUUGAACAGAUGAGGUCAUCUGUAGGUCAUCAAAAUGUAUUGAACAGAUGAGGUCAUCUGUAGGUCAUCAAAAUAUGAACGUGUCUCUGGUGUUCUAAAACCAUGACAGAUCCCAUGAGGCAGUCAUGUAGUCAGGAGUCCAGAUACUUAAUAACAUACGACAACCAAUAGUCACUGAUACUUAACUACAUACAAUAACAUACGACAUGACCACGACAACCAUCGUGUGAUUGAUGGUUAUUAGAUAACAGGAUACCGUGGCUGCAGCAGCAGUAUAACUGGAAGGGUUAAUAUUAUAUUAUAUUAUAUUAUAGACAACAGCAUAGCGUGGCUGCAGCAGCAGUAUAACUGGAAGGGUUAAUAUUAUAUUAUAUUAUAUUAUAGACAACAGCAUAGCGUGGCUGCAGCAGCAGUAUAACUGGAAGGGUUAAUAUUAUAUUAUAUUAUAUUAUAGACAACAGCAUAGCGUGGCUGCAGCAGCAGUAUAACUGGAAGGGUUAAUAUUAUAUUAUAUUAUAUUAUAGACAACAGCAUAGCGUGGCUGCAGCAGCAGUAUAACUGGAAGGGUUAAUAUUAUAUUAUAUUAUAUUAUAGACAACAGCAUAGCGUGGCUGCAGCAGCAGUAUAACUGGAAGGGUUAAUAUUAUAUUAUAUUAUAUUAUAUUAUAGACAACAGCAUAGCGUGGCUGCAGCAGCAGUAUAACUGGAAGGGUUAAUAUUAUAUUAUAUUAUAUUAUAUUAUAUUAUAGACAACAGCAUAGCGUGGCUGCAGCAGCAGUAUAACUGGAAGGGUUAAUAUUAUAUUAUAUUAUAUUAUAUUAUAGACAACAGCAUAGCGUGGCUGCAGCAGCAGUAUAACUGGAAGGGUUAAUAUUAUAUUAUAUUAUAGACAACAGCAUAGCGUGGCUGCAGCAGCAGUAUAACUGGAAGGGUUAAUAUUAUAUUAUAUUAUAGACAACAGCAUAGAGUGGCUGCAGCAGCAGUAUAACUGGAAGGGUUAAUAUUAUAUUAUAUUAUAUUAUAGACAACAGCAUAGCGUGGCUGCAGCAGCAGUAUAACUGGAAGGGUUAAUAUUAUAUUAUAUUAUAGACAACAGCAUAGCGUGGCUGCAGCAGCAGUAUAACUGGAAGGGUUAAUAUUAUAUUAUAUUAUAUUAUAGACAACAGCAUAGCGUGGCUGCAGCAGCAGUAUAACUGGAAGGGUUAAUAUUAUAUUAUAUUAUAGACAACAGCAUAGCGUGGCUGCAGCAGCAGUAUAACUGGAAGGGUUAAUAUUAUAUUAUAUUAUAUUAUAUUAUAUUAUAGACAACAGCAUAGCGUGGCUGCAGCAGCAGUAUAACUGGAAGGGUUAAUAUUAUAUUAUAUUAUAGACAACAGCAUAGCGUGGCUGCAGCAGCAGUAUAACUGGAAGGGUUAAUAUUAUAUUAUAUUAUAUUAUAGACAACAGCAUAGCGUGGCUGCAGCAGCAGUAUAACUGGAAGGGUUAAUAUUAUAUUAUAUUAUAUUAUAGACAACAGCAUAGCGUGGCUGCAGCAGCAGUAUAACUGGAAGGGUUAAUAUUAUAUUAUAUUAUAGACAACAGCAUAGCGUGGCUGCAGUAGCAGUAUAACUGGAAGGGUUAAUAUUAUAUUAUAUUAUAUUAUAGAUAACAGCAUAGCGUGGCUGCAGCAGGAAUAUAACUGGAAGGGUUAAUAUUAUAUUAUAUUAUAUUAUAGACAACAGCAUAGCGUGGCUGCAGCAGCAGUAUAACUGGAAGGGUUAAUAUUAUAUUAUAUUAUAUUAUAUUAUAGACAACAGCAUAGCGUGGCUGCAGCAGCAGUAUAACUGGAAGGGUUAAUAUUAUAUUAUAUUAUAGACAACAGCAUAGCGUGGCUGCAGCAGCAGUAUAACUGGAAGGGUUAAUAUUAUAUUAUAUUAUAUUAUAGACAACAGCAUAGCGUGGCUGCAGCAAUAGUAUAACUGGAAGGGUUAAUAUUAUAUUAUAUUAUAUUAUAGACAACAGCAUAGCGUGGCUGCAGCAGCAGUAUAACUGGAAGGGUUAAUAUUAUAUUAUAUUAUAGACAACAGCAUAGCGUGGCUGCAGCAGCAGUAUAACUGGAAGGGUUAAUAUUAUAUUAUAUUAUAUUAUAGACAACAGCAUAGCGUGGCUGCAGCAGCAGUAUAACUGGAAGGGUUAAUAUAUUAUAUUAUAUUAUAUUAUAUUAUAGACAACAGCAUAGCGUGGCUGCAGCAGCAGUAUAACUGGAAGGGUUAAUAUUAUAUUAUAUUAUAGACAACAGCAUAGCGUGGCUGCAGCAGCAGUAUAACUGGAAGGGUUAAUAUUAUAUUAUAUUAUAUUAUAGACAACAGCAUAGCGUGGCUGCAGCAGCAGUAUAACUGGAAGGGUUAAUAUUAUAUUAUAUUAUAUUAUAGACAACAGCAUAGCGUGGCUGCAGCAGCAGUAUAACUGGAAGGGUUAAUAUUAUAUUAUAUUAUAUUAUAGACAACAGCAUAGCGUGGCUGCAGCAGCAGUAUAACUGGAAGGGUUAAUAUUAUAUUAUAUUAUAUUAUAGACAACAGCAUAGCGUGGCUGCAGCAGCAGUAUAACUGGAAGGGUUAAUAUUAUAUUAUAUUAUAUUAUAGACAACAGCAUAGCGUGGCUGCAGCAGCAGUAUAACUGGAAGGGUUAAUAUUAUAUUAUAUUAUAUUAUAGACAACAGCAUAGCGUGGCUGCAGCAGCAGUAUAACUGGAAGGGUUAAUAUUAUAUUAUAUUAUAUUAUAGACAACAGCAUAGCGUGGCUGCAGCAGCAGUAUAACUGGAAGGGUUAAUAUUAUAUUAUAUUAUAUUAUAGACAACAGCAUAGCGUAGCUGCAGCAGCAGUAUAACUGGAAGGGUUAAUAUUAUAUUAUAUUAUAGACAACAGCAUAGCGUGGCUGCAGCAGCAGUAUAACUGGAAGGGUUAAUAUUAUGUUAUAUUAUAUUAUAUUAUAGACAACAGCAUAGCGUGGCUGCAGAAGCAGUAUAACUGGAAGGGUUAAUAUUAUAUUAUAUUAUAGACAACAGCAUAGCGUGGCUGCAGCAGCAGUAUAACUGGAAGGGUUUAUAUUAUAUUAAUUUAUAGACAACAGCAUAGCGUGGCUGCAGCAGCAGUAUAACUGGAAGGGUUAAUAUUAUAUUAUAUUAUAUUAUAGACAACAGCAUAGCGUGGCUGCAGCAGCAGUAUAACUGGAAGGGUUAAUAUUAUAUUAUAUUAUAGACAACAGCAUAGCGUGGCUGCAGCAGCAGUAUAACUGGAAGGGUUAAUAUUAUAUUAUAUUAUAUUAUAGACAACAGCAUAGCGUGGCUGCAGCAGCAGUAUAACUGGAAGGGUUAAUAUUAUAUUAUAUUAUAGACAACAGCAUAGCGUGGCUGCAGCAGCAGUAUAACUGGAAGGGUUAAUAUUAUAUUAUAUUAUAUUAUAGACAACAGCAUAGCAUGGCUGCAGCAGCAGUAUAACUGGAAGGGUUAAUAUUAUAUUAUAUUAUAUUAUAGACAACAGCAUAGCGUGGCUGCAGCAGCAGUAUAACUGGAAGGGUUAAUAUUAUAUUAUAUUAUAGACAACAGCAUAGCGUGGCUGCAGCAGCAGUAUAACUGGAAGGGUUAAUAUUAUAUUAUAUUAUAUUAUAGACAACAGCAUAGCAUGGCUGCAGCAGCAGUAUAACUGGAAGGGUUAAUAUUAUAUUAUAUUAUAUUAUAGACAACAGCAUAGCGUGGCUGCAGCAGCAGUAUAACUGGAAGGGUUUAUAUUAUAUUAUAUUAUAUUAUAGACAACAGCAUAGCGUGGCUGCAGCAGCAGUAUAACUGGAAGGGUUAAUAUUAUAUUAUAUUAUAUUAUAGACAACAGCAUAGCGUGGCUGCAGCAGCAGUAUAACUGGAAGGGUUAAUAUUAUAUUAUAUUAUAGACAACAGCAUAGCGUGGCUGCAGCAGCAGUAUAACUGGAAGGGUUAAUAUUAUAUUAUAGACAACAGCAUAGCGUGGCUGCAGCAGCAGUAUAACUGGAAGGGAUUAUAUUAUAUUAUAUUAUAGACAACAGCAUAGCGUGGCUGCAGCAGCAGUAUAACUGGAAGGGUUAAUAUUAUAUUAUAUUAUAUUAUAGACAACAGCAUAGCGUGGCUGCAGCAGAAGUAUAACUGGAAGGGUUAAUAUUAUAUUAUAUUAUAGACAACAGCAUAGCGUGGCUGCAGCAGCAGUAUAACUGGAAGGGUUAAUAUUAUAUUAUAUUAUAGACAACAGCAUAGCGUGGCUGCAGCAGCAGUAUAACUGGAAGGGUUAAUAUUAUAUUAUAUUAUAGACAACAGCAUAGCGUGGCUGCAGCAGCAGUAUAACUGGAAGUGUUAAUAUUAUAUUAUAGACAACAGCAUAGCGUGGCUGCAGCAGCAGUAUAACUGGAAGGGUUAAUAUUAUAUUAUAUUAUAUUAUAGACAACAGCAUAGCGUGGCUGCAGCAGCAGUAUAACUGGAAGGGUUAAUAUUAUGUUAUAUUAUAUUAUAUUAUAGACAACAGCAUAGCGUGGCUGCAGCAGCAGUAUAACUGGAAGGGUUAAUAUUAUAUUAUAUUAUAUUAUAGACAACAGCAUAGCGUGGCUGCAGCAGCAGUAUAACUGGAAGGGUUAAUAUUAUAUUAUAUUAUAUUAUAGACAACAGCAUAGCGUGGCUGCAGCAGCAGUAUAACUGGAAGGGUUUAUAUUAUAUUAAUUUAUAGACAACAGCAUAGCGUGGCUGCAGCAGCAGUAUAACUGGAAGGGUUAAUAUUAUAUUAUAUUAUAGACAACAGCAUAGCGUGGCUGCAGCAGCAGUAUAACUGGAAGGGUUAAUAUUAUAUUAUAUUAUAGACAACAGCAUAGCGUGGCUGCAGCAGCAGUAUAACUGGAAGGGUUAAUAUUAUAUUAUAUUAUAUUAUAGACAACAGCAUAGCGUGGCUGCAGCAGCAGUAUAACUGGAAGGGUUAAUAUUAUAUUAUAUUAUAUUAUAGACAACAGCAUAGCGUGGCUGCAGCAGCAGUAUAACUGGAAGGGUUUAUAUUAUAUUAUAUUAUAGACAACAGCAUAGCGUGGCUGCAGCAGCAGUAUAACUGGAAGGGUUAAUAUUAUAUUAUAUUAUAGACAACAGCAUAGCGUGGCUGCAGCAGCAGUAUAACUGGAAGGGUUAAUAUUAUAUUAUAUUAUAUUAUAUUAUAGACAACAGCAUAGCGUGGCUGCAGCAGCAGUAUAACUGGAAGGGUUAAUAUUAUAUUAUAUUAUAGACAACAGCAUAGCGUGGCUGCAGCAGCAGUAUAACUGGAAGUGUUAAUAUUAUAUUAUAGACAACAGCAUAGCGUGGCUGCAGCAGCAGUAUAACUGGAAGGGUUAAUAUUAUAUUAUAUUAUAUUAUAGACAACAGCAUAGCAUGGCUGCAGCAGCAGUAUAACUGGAAGGGUUAAUAUUAUAUUAUAUUAUAUUAUAGACAACAGCAUAGCGUGGCUGCAGCAGCAGUAUAACUGGAAGGGUUAAUAUAUUAUAUUAUAUUAUAGACAACAGCAUAGCGUGGCUGCAGCAGCAGUAUAACUGGAAGGGUUAAUAUUAUAUUAUAUUAUAGACAACAGCAUAGCGUGGCUGCAGCAGCAGUAUAACUGGAAGGGUAAUAUUAUAUUAUAUUAUAUUAUAGACAACAGCAUAGCGUGGCUGCAGCAGCAGUAUAACUGGAAGGGUUAAUAUUAUAUUAUAUUAUAUUAUAGACAACAGCAUAGCGUGGCUGCAGCAGCAGUAUAACUGGAAGGGUUUAUAUUAUAUUAUAUUAUAGACAACAGCAUAGCGUGGCUGCAGCAGCAGUAUAACUGGAAGGGUUAAUAUUAUAUUAUAUUAUAUUAUAGACAACAGCAUAGCGUGGCUGCAGCAGCAGUAUAACUGGAAGGGUUAAUAUUAUAUUAUAUUAUAUUAUAUUAUAGACAACAGCAUAGCGUGGCUGCAGCAGCAGUAUAACUGGAAGGGUUAAUAUUAUAUUAUAUUCUAUUAUAGACAACAGCAUAGCGUGGCUGCAGCAGCAGUAUAACUGGAAGGGUUAAUAUUAUAUUCUAUUAUAGACAACAGCAUAGCGUGGCUGCAGCAGCAGUAUAACUGGAAGGGUUAAUAUUAUAUUAUAUUAUAGACAACAGCAUAGCGUGGCUGCAGCAGCAGUAUAACUGGAAGGGUUAAUAUUAUAUUAUAGACAACAGCAUAGCGUGGCUGCAGCAGCAGUAUAACUGGAAGGGUUAAUAUAUUAUAUUAUAUUAUAGACAACAGCAUAGCGUGGCUGCAGCAGCAGUAUAACUGGAAGGGUUAAUAUUAUAUUAUAUUAUAGACAACAGCAUAGCGUGGCUGCAGCAGCAGUAUAACUGGAAGGGUUAAUAUUAUAUUAUAGACAACAGCAUAGCGUGGCUGCAGCAGCAGUAUAUCUGGAAGGGUUAAUAUUAUAUUAUAUUAUAUUAUAGACAACAGCAUAGCGUGGCUGCAGCAGCAGUAUAACUGGAAGGGUUUAAUAUUAUAUUAUAUUAUAUUAUAUUAUAGACAACAGCAUAGCGUGGCUGCAGCAGAAGUAUAACUGGAAGGGUUAAUAUUAUAUUAUAUUAUAGACAACAGCAUAGCGUGGCUGCAGCAGCAGUAUAACUGGAAGGGUUAAUAUUAUAUUAUAUUAUAGACAACAGCAUAGCGUGGCUGCAGCAGCAGUAUAACUGGAAGGGUUAAUAUUAUAUUAUAUUAUAGACAACAGCAUAGCGUGGCUGCAGCAGCAGUAUAACUGGAAGGGUUAAUAUUAUAUUAUAUUAUAGACAACAGCAUAGCGUGGCUGCAGCAGCAGUAUAACUGGAAGGGUUAAUAUUAUAUUAUAUUAUAUUAUAGACAACAGCAUAGCGUGGCUGCAGCAGCAGUAUAACUGGAAGGGUUAAUAUUAUAUUAUAGACAACAGCAUAGUGUGGCUGCAGCAGCAGUAUAACUGGAAGGGUUAAUAUUAUAUUAUAUUAUAUUAUAGACAACAGCAUAGCGUGGCUGCAGCAGCAGUAUAACUGGAAGGGUUAAUAUUAUAUUAUAUUAUAUUAUAGACAACAGCAUAGCGUGGCUGCAGCAGCAGUAUAACUGGAAGGGUUAAUAUUAUAUUAUAUUAUAUUAUAGACAACAGCAUAGCGUGGCUGCAGCAGCAGUAUAACUGGAAGGGUUAAUAUUAUAUUAUAUUAUAGACAACAGCAUAGCGUGGCUGCAGCAGCAGUAUAACUGGAAGGGUUAAUAUUAUAUUAUAUUAUAUUAUAGACAACAGCAUAGCGUGGCUGCAGCAGCAGUAUAACUGGAAGGGUUAAUAUUAUAUUAUAUUAUAUUAUAGACAACAGCAUAGCGUGGCUGCAGCAGCAGUAUAACUGGAAGGGUUAAUAUUAUAUUAUAUUAUAGACAACAGCAUAGCGUGGCUGCAGCAGCAGUAUAACUGGAAGGGUUAAUAUUAUAUUAUAUUAUAUUAUAGACAGCAGCAUAGCGUGGCUGCAGCAGCAGUAUAACUGGAAGGGUUAAUAUUAUAUUAUAUUAUAUUAUAGACAACAGCAUAGCGUGGCUGCAGCAGCAGUAUAACUGGAAGGGUGGUCCAGCGCUGGAGGUCACUCUGGCCGAAGUACAGGAGGAUCUGAAAACACGCCCCUUGCAGAUCCUCACCCUGGAGGAGGUGGAGCUUACCAACGGGUCUGCCAAUGGCUACGCGGAAACAUUUUCUGAAUCCGGUAAGAAUCAGGAGGAGGAGGACGUUGCCUCUAACCACAGAUCAACGUUGCACUGUUACUUCAGUUAGACGUUGCUUGAUCCUGUGUUGUGUUGGAUCGGUCUUCCAGGUCAGAUCCAGAGGUUGGAGCCGGUGACCGUCCCAGGAAUCCUCUCACUGGUCCUCAACAUCAUGUGUUCUUCUCUGAACCUCAUCAGGGGCGUUCACCUCAUAGAGCACACCUUCCAGGUAGACUAUUCUGUUAACCAUAUAGAAGACACCUUCCAGGUAGACUAUUCUGUUAACCAUAUAGAAGACACCUUCCAGGUAGACUAUUCUGUUAACCAUAUAGAAGACACCUUCCAGGUAGACUAUUCUAUUUAGCCAGGUCCAAUUUAUCUUGGCUGAUAAUGUCUUAUAUUCUGCUCAUAAAGAUCUACUGAAUUCAGGAGCCAACACUGUUCUGAUGUCCUUUUCUUUGCUACAGGAUGAUUAUGAAGGAAUCUGGAACGUGGUGGCGUUUCUGCUGGCGUUCCUGUGCUGUGUUGGUCAGUGUCACCUAUACCUGUUCCACUCUUCUCUGAAGAGGGUCAAGUGCCUGGUACUGCUGAGUGUGGUUGUGGUAUCUAACUGCUUCCUGUUUGGGCUGAGGAAUGUCUGGCAGCUGCUGUUCCACCUUGCGGUUGCCGUCCUCGUCACCCUCCUCACCCUCAACAGGAAACUACAGGACAGAACCAGUGACUGCGGGGUGUGAGGGAGGGGGGGCCAUUUAGUGCGUGGCGCAACUACUGUAGGCAAAGUCCAGGCCAGUAGGGGAGGAAGAGGAUCCAACCGACCCAGAUAGAGGUCUUCUAUCAUGUCCGGUGGGACCUGUUUUAAUGAGAGAAAAUAUCAUUGUUUUGUUUGUAUAAGGAUCAUUUAUGUUGAUUUAUUUCCAUGUUUAGUUGCCGUAGCGUCCCAGGCAGGUUGGAGGAAUAGAGGAGGUCCUAACUAGAGGGG